This is a messenger RNA of Sphenostylis stenocarpa, 963 nucleotides long. Lineage: Eukaryota; Viridiplantae; Streptophyta; Magnoliopsida; Fabales; Fabaceae. The record is from the annotation of a GenBank genome assembly.
AUGGGGGAAAAUUUAAUCAAUGGCCAGAGAACAAGGAGUCACCUUUGGCUUGUAGACUUAGCUGGUAGUGAGCGAGUGGGAAAAACUGAAGCUGAAGGAGAAAGACUGAAGGAAUCUCAAUUCAUAAAUAAGUCACUUUCUGCGCUCGGUGAUGUCAUUUCUGCCCUUGCUUCUAAAUCGGGCCAUAUUCCUUACCGGCAAGUAAGUCCAAGCGCAACAGACUUGGGAGAGACACUUUGCUCACUGAAUUUCGCUACCCGUGUCCGUGGAAUUGAGGGUGGCCCAGCUCGCAAGCAAGUAGACCACACUGAACUGUUUAAGUACAAGCAAAUGGUAGAAAAGCUCAAACAAGACGAGAAGGAAACAAAGAAAUUAAAGGAUAACUUGCAAAUUGUGCAACUCAGGCUUGCUUUAAGAGAACACCAUUGUAGAACCCUUCAGGAAAAGGUUCGGGACCUGGAGAAUCAGAUAGCAGAAGACAGAAAACACAGGCUAAAGCAAGAAAGUAGAGCACUUGCUACUGUUUCGGCUCAACCUUCAUCAUUAUCACAACACACAACUGCCCAGAAAACAAUGACAAACAAGAAGCCACCACUGAAUCCUUCCAAACUCAGACAACCACUGAGAAAAAUAACUAACUCCUUGCCUCCACGGUCUCCUCUAAGAUCAAAGAGUUACACCACAUUCAUGAAUGGAAAGGAAAACUCUGCGAGAAGGGCUUCAAUGGCGACCAGUACCGUGAGGCCAGCUGCGCCAUCAACCACACAGCAGUUCUUUCAGGCAAGGAGGUGGGUGUCCAUUGCCACGAGACCACCAUCUGCACCAUCAACAACGCAUGUCAUUCUGCCAAGGAGGAGGGUCUACAUUGCCACACUAUCUCUUCAGUCAACUUCUGGCAUCACAACUUCAUUCCGUACCUCAGAAUUCCGAGUUACCAGUGGAAGCAGUAACAAUCACGGAUAA